Arabidopsis lyrata subsp. lyrata is the source of this 1016-nucleotide messenger RNA. RefSeq lists its product as uncharacterized. The transcript has a single exon. Bases 225 to 809 code for a protein of 194 amino acids. Lineage: Eukaryota; Viridiplantae; Streptophyta; Magnoliopsida; Brassicales; Brassicaceae. Gene Ontology annotation, molecular function: enzyme inhibitor activity. The record is from RefSeq and is a predicted model, not a curated record.
UCUCUCUUUUCCAUACACUCGCUCUUAUUAUUAGCGUUCACGAGUUUUUAUCCUCUAUCGUUCAUUCCAAACCUAUAAAUAACAUUUCAUGCUUAAAAUUUGUGGAAAUAAAAAAUGGACAAUUUAAACCAUUGACAACAUCAAAAGUUAAUAUAUGUACAAUCUUCAAUCAAGUAUUUCUUAUUAAAACCUCUAACCAAAAAAAAAGCCUUGUUGAACAUUCAAUGGCUUGUGUUUACGCUUCUCAUGCAUACAUAUCAAUCCAUAUAGUAACCUUUCUUCUCCUCUCGCGGUGGCCAUCUACCAAUGCAAAGUCCAACAUUGCUAGCCAUUUAUCAACGAAACCAAAGACAUGUCCAUAUCCAUCAUUGCUGAUAUCAAAGGCUUGUAAAGGCACCGCGUCAUUCUCGUCCCUAGAAGAAGCAUGUAUCGAAUCCCUAACGUUAGAUCACCGCACAAACUCUGCAUCGACUGCAUUGGAGUUGGCUAAGGCCGCCCUUUCUAUAGCCAUGGAAAAGGCAGAGCAUACGCAGUUUCUCAUUGGUUCUCCGAAGAAGCCAUGUUUCAAGAGUUGUAUGGAGAACUAUAAGGAUUCUGUAGUCGAGGGGCUAAUGAAGGCAGAGUGGUCGAUAGGAAAAGGUGAUGUCGAUGAGACCGAUGACCAACUUAGUCUUGCACGUGAUGCUGCUGACUACUGCAAUAUGAUUUUGUCUGUUGAUCCAGAUGAUACAAGAUCCCUAGUUUUUGCGGCCAACAUGGAUGUGUAUAAUCACAUUACGUUUGUGAUGAGUGUAGCAGACUUGCUGUAGAUCAAUCUCAAAGUUCCAUUUACAUUUACAAUAUUAUUUUGUAUAUCACACUUGAGUUUAUUCUUAGAACUUCUCUUUGUCGUGUUAUAUAGUGAUAAACUCGUUUCACUAUAUAUAUUUCAUGUGUUGAAAAAUUAUAAUUUACGAGACCAUGAUACGUGUCCAUAAAUCGAUUAGAUUCAAACACAUAAAAUAUAUAUUGAAAAU